UCCGUGCAGCCGCAGAGAGUGUGUCAAGUUACAGAGGCGCCGGAAUCUGUCCCAGCGCUCCUCGGCAGCGGCCACGACCCACCUCUGCCCAUGGGGCCCUCCAUGUGCGCCCCUGCACCCGGGGACUGAAACUGGCUCUCCCGGGAGAGGCAAGACAUCCAGAAGGACCGACAGCCCGGCACCAGCUGGAGGACUCUGCACACUCUUGAAGGGAAAGACAGGCGAGGGGCCGGCCAGAUUGCCCUCACUUUCCUGGACUUGGAGCGUUCUUCCAAAUAACUUUUUUCCUCACUUUGGUGUACCCCGAUUACCGCUGGUUGUGAUUUUCGGCUUUCCGCCUCCUACUGCUAAUUUUUCCGUCCUCUUUGCCGGAAGCAAAGGAAAGGGACGAUUUCCAGCAACACAAGCCCUUUCCCCCUGCCCCACAGUUUGGAUCGCGCCUUUCGGCAGCGGCUCUUACUUUUAUUUAUUCUAUUUAUUUAUUUAUUGGUUCUCAAGACGCGAGGGGAUGGUAGCGGAGCGAGCCCGCAAAGCGGCCACCGCCGCUGCCCGCGGCCCCGGGGAGCUGGGCGCUCCCGGGACUGUGGUGCUGGCGGCGGCGCGAGCCGAGCGCUGCGCGCGGCUGCCCAGCCCAGGGUCGUGCGGGUUGCUGGCGCUGACCCUCUGCUCGCUGGCGCUCAGCCUGCUCGCCCACUUUCGGACCGCGGAGCUACAGGCCCGGAUGCUGCGCUUGGAAGCAGAGCGAGGGGAGCAGCAAAUGGAGACGGCUAUUUUGGGACGAGUCAACCAACUGCUGGACGAGAAAUGGAAGCUCCACUCACGGAGGCGCCGGGAGGCCCCGAAGACGUCCCUAGGAUGUAACUGCCCGCCAGGACCUCCUGGCCCCACCGGAAGACCCGGGCUCCCAGGGGACAAAGGUGCCAUUGGGAUGCCUGGACGUGUGGGAGUGAAGGGCCAACCGGGCGAGAAGGGUGCCCCUGGAGACUCCGGGAUGUCCAUCAUCGGUCCCCGCGGCCCCCCUGGCCAGCCAGGCACGCGAGGCUUUCCUGGAUUCCCGGGUCCCAUUGGGCUGGACGGCAAGCCGGGCCAUCCCGGACCAAAAGGGGACACGGGCCUGGCGGGUCCCCGAGGACAGCCGGGACCCCCAGGACAGAAAGGAGAAAAGGGUCAGUGUGGCGAGUACCCACACCGGCUGCUGCCUCUCCUCAAUUCCGUGCGCCUGGCUCCACCCCCCGUCAUAAAAAGGCGGACCUUCCAGGGCGAACAGGGCCAGGCUGGCAUCCAAGGCCCACCCGGGCCACCAGGCCCCCCUGGACCAAGUGGACCUCUGGGACACCCAGGACUGCCAGGGCCCAUGGGGCCACCUGGCUUACCUGGGCCUCCUGGACCAAAGGGAGACCCGGGGAUCCAGGGCUACCAUGGCCGGAAGGGAGAACGGGGUAUGCCAGGGAUGCCGGGCAAGCACGGAGCCAAGGGGGCUCCUGGGAUCGCCGUGGCCGGGAUGAAGGGUGAGCCAGGGACCCCAGGAGCCAAGGGGACCCAGGAGCAGCAGGGGAACCUGGGGCCCCCAGGUUUACCCAGAAAGAGGGGGCAGUGGGGCGAGAAGGGGGCUGCCGGCUCCUCUGGGCUCCCCGGUCUUCUGGGACAGAAGGGAGAGAAAGGUGACGCUGGCAACUCCAUUGGAGGAGGCAGGGGCGAGCCCGGCCCCCCAGGGCUCCCUGGGCCCCCAGGGCCAAAGGGAGAAGUGGGAAUGGAUGGCCAGGCUGGCCCCCCCGGACGACAAGGAGACAAGGGGCAGCCCGGAGCCACUGGAGAACAGGGACCAGCUGGCCCCAAGGGCUCCAAGGGCGAACCAGGGAAGGGAGAGAUGGUGGACUACAACGGAAACCUCAACGAGGCUCUCCAGGAGAUCCGAACACUGGCCUUGAUGGGGCCUCCUGGUCUACCUGGGCAAAUAGGCCCCCCCGGAGCUCCAGGGACCCCAGGCCAGAAGGGGGAGAUUGGACUGCCAGGCCCUCCAGGACACGAUGGAGAAAAGGGACCUCGAGGCAAACCAGGAGACAUGGGCCCCCCUGGCCCCCAAGGACCCCCAGGAAAGGAUGGGUCUCCAGGAACGAAGGGAGAAAACGGAUCCCCAGGGAGCCCAGGAGAGAAGGGGGAGAAAGGGGAGACGGGCCCGGCAGGCUCUCCGGGAGAGAAAGGAGAAGCUGGAGAGAAGGGUGACCCAGGAGCAGAGGUUCCUGGGCCACCAGGGCCAGAGGGACCUCCUGGACCUCCGGGACUCCAAGGUGUUCCUGGACCAAAGGGAGAGGCAGGACUAGAUGGAGCCAAAGGAGAGAAGGGGGCCCAGGGAGAAAAAGGAGACCGAGGGCCUCUGGGCCUACCUGGAGCUUCAGGUUUGGACGGCAGGCCUGGGCCACCGGGUACCCCAGGACCAAUUGGAGUUCCAGGCCCAGCUGGACCAAAGGGCGAGAGGGGCAGCAAAGGAGACCCAGGGAUGACAGGACCAACGGGAGCAGCUGGGCUUCCUGGUUUACAUGGACCACCCGGGGACAAAGGGAACCGGGGGGAAAGGGGAAAGAAAGGAUCUAGGGGGCCUAAAGGGGAUAAGGGAGACCAAGGAGCACCUGGAUUAGAUGCCCCCUGUCCACUGGGUGAAGACGGCUUACCAGUCCAGGGCUGCUGGAACAAGUGAUGCCUCUAACCUUGGAUUGGCCUGUGUGUGUUUUGUACAUAGAAUAUUUAUUUUUAUACAGUUUUCACUUUUUGAAAAUGCCAGAAGUAUGAUGCAUCUUACAGAUUAUUAAAAAAAAAGAGAGAGCGAGAAACCUACAUAUUUUGUACAGAAAAUAACCCCUUCCCUUUUGUUUACAAAAUGUUUUGUAUAAGUCUGUGUCUCUAAUACACUUUCUGUUUGUGAGUACGGUCCUAAUGUUUGCAUGAUAUUUGUGCACACUUAUUAAGUUUCAAAGCUUAAUAAAUUAUCGUGUUUCAGUGCCAAAGGGGGCCAGCCAGCACUGAGGUGCUGCUAGCUCACGUGUGAAUUCACAUACACGUGGAGGUCCGUCAUGUUUGCCAGACUAGGUGUAUCUGAGAAUAUUGUAAACUCUUGUGGAUUUUCAUUAUUAAAAAGAAGAAAAAAGGAAACAUGGCAA
Molecule: messenger RNA, 3155 nt
Organism: Marmota flaviventris (yellow-bellied marmot)
Lineage: Eukaryota; Metazoa; Chordata; Mammalia; Rodentia; Sciuridae
Source: RefSeq, a predicted model, not a curated record